Messenger RNA from Triticum turgidum subsp. durum (durum wheat), 1587 nucleotides. Lineage: Eukaryota; Viridiplantae; Streptophyta; Magnoliopsida; Poales; Poaceae. The record is from the annotation of a GenBank genome assembly.
AUGGCAAGCAUGGCGCUCGUUCUCACAAUUUGCUUCUUGGGCUUCUUCGUGCCCGCCCCUUCCCUGGCGUUGUCCUCCAACAACAACGACUUCCUCCGGUGCCUCUCGGCGAACAUCCCCAGCCAGCUCGUGCUGACGCCAAGCUCGCCGUCGUUCACGCCGCUCCUGGUGUCGUCCAUCAGGAACGCCAGGUUGGUGGCGCCGGCUACGGCGAGUCCUCCACUGUGCAUCGUGACGCCCACAAACACGUCGCAUGUCCAGACCGCCGUGCGCUGCGGGCGACGCCACAGCGUCCGUGUCCGCGUGCGCAGCGGCGGGCACGACAACGAGGGCCUCUCGUACCGAUCGACCACCCCGAACGGCCAGGCGUUCGCGGUGAUCGACCUCGCCAAGCUUCAUGCCGUCCACGUCAACCCGCACGAAGCCACCGCGUGGGUCGAGACCGGAGCGACGGUCGGACAGCUCUACUACCGCAUAGCCAAGGCCGCGCCAGGGCUGGGCUUCCCGGCUAGCGUGUGCCCGACCGUGGGCGUGGGGGGCAUCAUCAGCGGCGGCGGCAUAGGCCUCAUGAUGCGCAAGUAUGGACUCUCGGCCGACAAUGUCCUCGACGCUAGUAUGGUCGACGCCAACGGGAACCUGCUGGCGAACAAGAAGGCCAUGGGGGACGACCUCUUCUGGGCCAUCCGCGGCGGCGGCGGCGGGAACUUCGGCAUCGUGCUGUCGUGGAAGCUUAGGCUCGUGGCGGUCCCACCAAAGGUGACCUUCUUCAAAGUCGCCAAGACCAUGGAACAGGGCGCGGUCGACACGGUGACCAAAUGGCAAACGCUUGCGCCGACGCUCCCUGACGAACUCAGCGUACGUGUUGUCAUCCAAAAGAGCCAGGCCAACUUCCAGUCCCUGUACCUUGGCAACUGCAGCACCGUGGUGGCGACAAUGCGCAGCCGGUUCCCGGAGCUCGGGGUGACGAGCGCUGACUGCAAGGAGAUGAGCUGGCUGCAGUACACGGCGUACAUAUACUUCGGCGACGCCAUCAACAGCAAGCCGCUGGAGGAGCUCCUCCUCAAUCGGUCCACGACCCUAGGCCCCUUCGUCAAGAACAAGUCCGACUACGUCAAGAAAGCCCUCACCAAGGAGACCUGGAAGAAGAUCUUCCUCUGGCCCAACGGCGCAGCAUCGGGGCAGCUCAUCCUCGAGCCACACGGUGGAAUAAUGGGCCGCAUCGGCGCCGUCAAGAUCCCGUUCCCCCACCGAAGCAACGUGCUCUACAACAUCCAGUACGUGGAGCUAUGGAACGGGAAAGAGGUCGGGGGCAACGCUACGCCUAACUGGAUCGGAAGCCUGUACAACUUCAUGACGCCGUAUGUGAGCAAGAACCCGAGGGGCGCGUACGUGAACUACCGGGACCUCGAUAUCGGCACGAACCAGGUGGUCGACGGCAUGACAAGCUAUGGAAGUGCCAAGGUGUGGGGCGAGAGCUAUUUCGGCCCGGAGAACUUUAGGAGACUCGCCGAGAUCAAGCGCAAGGUGGACGCCGGCGACUACUUCCAGAGCGAGCAGAGCGUGCCGCCAUUUCCCUUGAAGGAGUAG